CCUCUGCCCUUUGCUCUCCAGGAAGAGUCCCUUCUGCUGAAGAACCGGAGCUGCAGCUCCCGCCCACUCCCCAGGACCCGGGACCUGAGGCAGCUGCAGGUGUGGGAGCGCCCUGUGGCCUUGGAGGCUGAGCUGGCCCUGACACUGAAGGUCCUGGGGACCUUGAAGAACUCGACCCUGGGUGACAUCCUGGACCAGCCCCUUCGCACGCUGCGCCACAUCCACUCCAAGCUUCAGGCCUGUGUCCCAGCUCAGUCCACAGCAGGCCCCACCCGGGGCCACCUCUGCCAAUGGCAGCACUGCCUCCAGGAGGCCGGGAAGAAGGAGUCCCAUGGCUACCUCAAAGCCUCUGUCACUUUCAAUCUCUUCCACCACCUCACUCAUGACCUGAAAUAUGUCUCCGAUGGAGACCUGUGUGUCUGA
Messenger RNA from Myotis brandtii (Brandt's bat), 423 nucleotides. Its product is annotated as interferon lambda-1. Gene Ontology annotation, molecular function: cytokine activity. The record is from RefSeq and is a predicted model, not a curated record. Lineage: Eukaryota; Metazoa; Chordata; Mammalia; Chiroptera; Vespertilionidae. Gene Ontology annotation, biological process: innate immune response; defense response to virus; cell surface receptor signaling pathway via JAK-STAT.